Aspergillus alliaceus is the source of this 1871-nucleotide messenger RNA. RefSeq names its product S-adenosyl-L-methionine-dependent methyltransferase. The transcript has 3 exons. Lineage: Eukaryota; Fungi; Ascomycota; Eurotiomycetes; Eurotiales; Aspergillaceae. Gene Ontology annotation, molecular function: O-methyltransferase activity. The coding region runs from base 534 to 1826 and encodes 430 amino acids. The record is from RefSeq and is a predicted model, not a curated record.
GUAGGCGCUAGCAUACCUGUCGAAAUCUCCAAUCGCUCCCUCAGCUCCCAAGCUGAGGGAGUAGAUGAACCAUAUAUAUAUGAAGUCUCGGGUUGAGCAAAUGUUGAACCAACCCAGGCCAGCAGCAAGCCCAAGGCUGAUAAUUUAUUUGAUUAGUACAUAUCGCAUCUUGGAGUAAGUUACAUAUCAGCCAAAUGCGAUUACCAAGCCACAGACUAUGGUGCAGAACAAACACGGCUGGGAAUGAUCGGGGGAAUGUAUAUUAGAAAUGAGUGGUCAAUGUCGUUCCUUCAGACUGACUAGAUUAUUUGGUUCUCUCUACCAUUCGUGUGAGGAAAGGCAGUGCACAUACAUGCUCAUCUCAUCUCGGGGCUCGUCGCCUUCCGUGGUAACCCGAGAACCGAGCCUGAUUCCCGAAGGCUGCAUGCAAAAUGGUAUUUAGGGAGAGGUAGGAUCUUGGAAAUAAGACUUUCACCAAGUCAUACAAUAUACAAAAGUUGCGAUAGAUUGUAAUCAACAUUGACUAUCCCAGCAUGGCGUUCGCUUCACCCUCACCCAUGGAGGAAUUGACCCAAUCCCUUGUGGAGGAUGUCAAGGCUCUGAAUGAUCACCUGCGUUCCACUGGCCAUCCGACCCCAUCUUCCGAUCGCUAUACGCCUGCAGUUGUGCUGCCAGUGGAUGCCUCGCCGGAUGCUCACUCUGCAAGAGAGCGCAUCCUUGACCAUGCGCUGCGUCUCUUCCGCCUGGCCGCAGGACCGAGCGAGUACUUAUUGAAUCUGCAAACGGGAUAUCAUUACGCCUCUUGCGUCCGUUGGUUGUGCCAUUUUCAAAUCUACCACUUGGUGCCCUUGCAUGGCUCCAUCUCUUAUGCUGAUCUCGCCGCCCUUGCCAACGCCCCGGAGCGUCAGCUUAGAAGUGUUGUUCGUAUGGCUAUUACUAACGGCCUGUUUGUCGAAAACCCACCACAGCAUCUCGCUCACUCCUCGACGUCUGCCCUGCUCCGCAACGAUGCUGACUUUCAUGACUGGGCUGUCAUCAUGACUGACUUAUCCUUCCCGACAGCAUAUUCAAUGGUGGAGGCACAUGAGCGGUGGCCGAAUAGCCUGGAGGGCAGUCAAACGGCGUACAACAUUGCGGUUGACAGCAGCUUGCCCUUCUUUCAACAUUUAGCUCAACAGCCAGACCGUCAACGACAGUUCGCUGGAUUUAUGCGCAGCAUGGCAAGGAGUCAAGGAACGGAUGUCGAGAAGCUCGCGCAUGGAUGGAACUGGGUGGCUCUGGGACGUGCUCGUGUAGUGGAUGUGGGCGGCUCUACCGGCCAUGCGUCACUUGCACUGGCCCGAAAGUUCCCCGAGUUAAACUUCGUUGUGGAGGAUUUGCCAGAUGUAGUCGCCAAUGGCCCUGAAUACCUCGCCUCCCUAGAUGAUGCACAUGAGCUGAAGCACCGGAUUGAGUAUCGAGCACACAGCUUCUUCCAUCCGCAGCCUGUACAAGAUGCAGAUGUGUACUUUCUCCGGAUGGUAUUGCACAACUGGUCCAAUGGUGACUGCGUGCGCAUACUAUCACAACUUGUCAAGGCUCUUAAGCCUGGCGCACGUAUCCUAAUUGUGGAUAUAGUGCUACCAGAACCGGGUGUCAUGCCAGCGUCAAAGGAACGGUUGUUACGCGCUCAGGAUCUCAUUAUGAUGCAAGUAUAUAACAGUAUGGAAAGGCAUCUUGAGGACUGGAUGGAGAUUUUCAACAAGGUUGACGCGCGGCUUAAGGUGAAGAUCACCCAGCCACCUGGAGGGUUGAUGUCACUGAUUGAGUUGGGUAUGGACGACUAGAUAAGGGAUUACUGGAGUUUAGUAUAGGCACUCAUUGCUUUUUUU